AUGGACAAGGCACAGACACCAAGCUCUUUCCAGCAGCUGGAAAAGCUUGGUGAAGGUACCUAUGCGACCGUCUUCAAAGGCCGGAACCGCCAGACGGGAGAGAUGGUCGCCUUGAAGGAGAUUCAUCUUGAUUCCGAGGAAGGCACACCGUCAACAGCCAUCCGAGAGAUCUCCUUGAUGAAAGAGCUCAAACAUGAGAACAUCGUAUCGCUCUACGACGUGAUCCACACGGAGAAUAAGCUGAUGCUCGUUUUCGAAUACAUGGACAAGGAUUUGAAGAGAUAUAUGGAUUCAAGAGGGGACCAUGGGCAACUAGACUACGUCACAAUCAAGUCGUUCAUGCAUCAGCUGUUACGGGGCAUUGCAUUCUGCCAUGAGAACCGGGUCCUCCACCGAGAUCUGAAACCCCAGAACCUCCUCAUCAACAAGAAGGGGCAGUUGAAACUGGGUGAUUUCGGUCUGGCACGAGCAUUCGGCAUUCCCGUCAACACGUUUUCCAACGAAGUUGUCACUCUCUGGUAUCGCGCUCCGGACGUCCUCCUGGGCAGCAGGACGUAUAACACCAGCAUUGACAUUUGGUCCGCCGGGUGCAUCAUGGCAGAAAUGUACACAGGACGCCCGCUGUUUCCAGGGACGACCAAUGAGGAUCAACUGCAGAAGAUUUUCCGGCUGAUGGGCACUCCGUCGGAACGCUCCUGGCCUGGCAUUUCUCAGUUCCCCGAAUACAAACCCAACUUCCACGUAUACGCCACGCAAGAUCUGAGACUCAUCCUCCCACAGAUAGACCAGCUCGGUCUGACCUCCUCAGCCG
Rasamsonia emersonii CBS 393.64 is the source of this 811-nucleotide messenger RNA. Its product is annotated as [RNA-polymerase]-subunit kinase. Lineage: Eukaryota; Fungi; Ascomycota; Eurotiomycetes; Eurotiales; Trichocomaceae. The transcript is spliced from 3 exons. Gene Ontology annotation, molecular function: ATP binding; cyclin-dependent protein serine/threonine kinase activity. Gene Ontology annotation, cellular component: cytoplasm; nucleus. The annotation marks the transcript as partial. Gene Ontology annotation, biological process: protein phosphorylation. The record is from RefSeq and is a predicted model, not a curated record.